UCUUUGAUUUUUUUACAACAUAUAUAUAUCAGAUAUCUCUCUGAUUUGUCUCCCUCACUCUCUCAUCUCAUCAGUCUCACUCUUUGGUUUUGCAUCUCUGCACUGAUCGACUCACAGGGUUAUAUUGUUUUAAAUAGACCAUGGGCCUUUGUACAAUGGCUGGAAAAAGCUACUAUUGAAGAAGAAUACAUAUUGAUGGCAGAGCCUGAUCACAUAUUUGUAAAUCCACUUCCUAAUUUGGCACAUGGGGGGCUUUCUGCUGGCUUUCCUUUUUUCUACAUCAAGCCCAAAGAACAUGAGAAGAUUGUAAGGAAGUUUUUUGCCAAGGAGAAUGGCCCUGUAACAAAUAUUGAUCCAAUAGGCAAUUCCCCUGUUAUUAUCAAGAAGGAUACUCUAGAGAAGAUUGCACCGACAUGGAUGAAUAUUUCUUUGAGAAUGAAAGAUGACCCAGAGACUGAUAAAACAUUUGGAUGGGUGCUAGAAAUGUGAGUAGAAUAGAGAAAAUAAAUCACUUAUAUUGCAGUUGAGUUAAAAUUUAGGAAUGGUGAAUUUUUUUGACAUCUAUAUUUUCCUUUUUUGAACUAAGGUAUGCUUAUGAUGUGCCCUCGGCUUUGCAUGGUGUGCAGCAUAUACUUCGAAAAGACUUUAUGAUACAGGUUUUGAACCCUGCACUGUUAAUCUCUUCUUAGGUUUUUCAAUUGUAGUGGAUUGAUGAAUCACAGAUACAACAUUAUUAUGUGCACAUCAAAGCUUUCUUAAAAGUUCUUGCUAUGUUGAUUUUUCAGCCA
Molecule: messenger RNA, 788 nt
Organism: Camellia sinensis
Lineage: Eukaryota; Viridiplantae; Streptophyta; Magnoliopsida; Ericales; Theaceae
Source: RefSeq, a predicted model, not a curated record